UCUUUCAGGUUGGUGGUUCCAAAUAAAGGAUACUCGUCUUUAGACCAGAGUCCAGAUGAGAAACCUCUGGUGGCUCUGGACACAGACAGUGACGACGACUUCGACGUGUCCAGAUAUUCUUCGUCCGGAUACUCGUCGGCCGAGGUGAGAUGUCUGAGGGAGCAGCAAAUAAACCAGGACCUGAACAUCCAGCUGCUGAAGGACGGAUACCGACUGGACGAAAUCCCCGACGACGAGGACCUGGACCUGAUCCCGCCCAAGUCUGUCAACCCCACCUGUAUGUGCUGCCAGUCCGCGCCGUCCACAGCCUGCCAGAUACAGUGACCCCCGACCCCUGACCCCGCCCGUGUCGGCCAAACCCCCGACCGCCGCGAACGAACACGACGACCGAACCGCCCAGUCCCCGCCCACCACAACCUGCCGAACCCAACCACAACCGAACUACCGCACGACCUUCCACCGUCCACGACCUGCGGGAGGCGCCCAUCUCUGACCUCUGACCUCGCCCCCCACGUUCGCCAAACCCAACCACGACCGCCACGGCCGACGCCAUCGACCUUCCACCGUCCACGAUCUGCCAGAUACACCGACCUCCGACCCCCGACCUCCGACCCAGCUCGCCAAGCGUCAACAUAACCCAAAAACCACAAACGAGACCAGAACAGAGACGACGGCCGAGACCACGAACGAAACUACAGCCGAGACCACAACGAGACCACAAAACCGCAGCUGGAGAGUGUGGCCGAGACCACAAGAUGAAACCACAAAAUGAGACUAGAGCUAAGACUACAACGACUACAAGAAGACCACAACCUGGACGACUGUCGAAACCGCAACUGAGACCACGGCCGAGACCACAAACGAAACUGCAGCCGAGACUGUGGCCAAGACCACAAAACGAGACCACAAAGUGAAACCACAAAACGAAACUACAGCUAAGACCACAACGACCACAAGUACAAGGAGACCACAACUGACACUACAGCCAAAACUACAGCCGAGACCACGACUGAGACCACGACGAGACCCCAACCGACAAAGACGACAACCUAGACGACUGUCGAAACCACAACUGAGACCACCACCGCGACCACAAAACGAAACCACAAAACUAAACUACAGCUAAGACCACGGCUGAGGCCACAACUACAACGAGACCACAACCGAGACCACAACUGACACUACAGCCAAAACUACAUCUGAGACCACGACGAGACCACGACGAGACCACGACUGAGGUACAACAAGACCCCAACCGACCAAGACCACAACCUGCAUGACAGCCGAGACCACAACCAAAACUACAAGUGAGACCACAGCGAGACCACAAACAAAACUGCAGCCGAGACCACAGGAGACCACAACUGAGACCACAACUGAGACCACAACUGAGACCACAGGAGACCACAACUGAGACCACAACUGAC
This is a messenger RNA of Boleophthalmus pectinirostris (great blue-spotted mudskipper), 1427 nucleotides long. It is a transcript of the gene fam219aa, whose product is annotated as family with sequence similarity 219 member Aa. The transcript has 3 exons. The annotation marks the transcript as partial. NCBI's taxonomy places the organism in Eukaryota, Metazoa, Chordata, Actinopteri, Gobiiformes, Gobiidae. The record is from RefSeq and is a predicted model, not a curated record.